This is a messenger RNA of Papaver somniferum (opium poppy), 1999 nucleotides long. RefSeq lists its product as uncharacterized. The record is from RefSeq and is a predicted model, not a curated record. The transcript is spliced from 3 exons. NCBI's taxonomy places the organism in Eukaryota, Viridiplantae, Streptophyta, Magnoliopsida, Ranunculales, Papaveraceae. The coding region runs from base 313 to 1653 and encodes 446 amino acids.
GAAGAAGAAUUACUCAAUUUCUCAAUUCUCAUAGCAAGAUUUUAGGGGUGCCCAUUUCUUUUUUUAGUGCAAGUCCCCCACUUCGAUAUCAAAAGAGGAAAGUUCAAGUAUGAUCAUUCAAUAUUAAGGGAUAACUAGCUUCAUCAGUUGAGGCUCUCCUUCUCCCUACUUACUGGAGAUUAUUUUGGUGGGAGCCGUGGUGGCGUCAAAUAUGCUUAAAUGGGGUCGUAGGAUAUGCUUUCAUUCACUGGAUCGCACUCUCCAGAAUUCCGUUUUGUCAAACUGGAUGCUCGCUGUAUCUGAUGUAAGCAAAUGGAAGGGAAUAUAUCGUCUGGAUAUAUGAUUCCAGGUUUACCUUACGGGGUUUUAGAUUUGCAAGGACCUAUGCAUGUUACUCAUCAACAACACCCACAAACCCUCCAUCAACAACACAACUCUCAUAAUCUUCAAGGAUCCAUGGUUGAUCCUCCAAUUUGUGAAAAUUUUCCCAUGUCAGUUGGAAACAUGCAUGAAUGUGAGCAACCCAUGGGGUUGAUGAAUUACAACAAAGGAGAUAAAGGGAAGAUUUGUACGAGUGAGGAGGACGAACCAAGCUUCAAUGAAGAUAGUAUUGAUGGGCAUAAUGAAGCUGGCAGAGGGAAGAAAGGAUCCCCAUGGCAGCGAAUGAAGUGGACAGAUAAAAUGGUGAGGCUUUUGAUAACUGUUGUUUCUUAUAUUGGAGAGGAUGCUGUUGGCGACUGCAGUAAUGGGGGAAGAAGAAAAUUUGCCAUUCUGCAAAAGAAAGGGAAGUGGAAGUCAGUAUCAAAAGUUAUGGCUGAGAGAGGAUGCUACGUGUCGCCUCAGCAGUGUGAGGAUAAGUUUAAUGACCUUAACAAAAGGUAUAAACGACUAACUGAUGUGCUUGGCAGGGGAACUUCUUGCAAAGUAGUUGAGAAUCCUGCACUUUUGGAUAUGAUGGAUCACCUCUCAGAGAAAGCUAAGGAGGAUGUUAAGAAAAUUCUGAGCUCAAAACAUUUAUUCUAUGAAGAAAUGUGUUCAUACCACAAUGGAAACCGCUUACAUCUACCUUCUGACCCAGCACUUCAAAGAUCCUUGCAGCUAGCUCUUAGAAGUAGAGAUGAUCAUGAUUGUCAUGAUUCAAGGAGGAAUUUACAAGAAGACUUUAAUGAUGAUGAUGAUCAAGAUGGGGAAGAGGAUCAUGAUGACGAAGCUGAUGAAAAUCACAAUUUACACGGGGAUCAGGCGAUGUUUGGGGUGCCAGGGUGUUUUCCGAAGAGAAUGAAACAAGGGCACGAGUAUGAGGAUUUAAGUUUUGGGAAUCCAUCAAAUUCGCAGGACUGCGGCAAAAGAUCUAAUUCUCAUAUGGUUAAUUCCCCUGUCGAUAUGAAUCAAGUGUUCCCCGAGGGAAGCAAAGGAUCUUGGAUACAAAAGCAAUGGGUGAUGUCUCGUUCACUUCAAUUGGAAGAACAGAAGUUACAUCUUCAGGUACAGACCCUAGAGUUGGAAAAACAGCGGUUCAAGUGGCAGAAGUUUAGUAGGAAGAAAGACAGGGAGUUGGAUAAGCUCAGGAUGGAAAAUGAGAGGAUGAAGCUUGAAAAUGAGCGGAUGACACUAGAGUUGAAGCGCAAGGAGUUAGAGUCUAACUAUAACUGAAUGGCAUGGGUCAUCAUCGUAUACCUAGUACAUGCAGCACAACAUCAGGUACUUACUGUUAGUAACCUUUUAUGUUUACUAAAGCCCUUUGCAUGGAGAUUUCUUGUUAUCUUAUCCAUCUGCAUGUAGUACUUUUGGUGAUGAGUGGAGUUGACUAUCCAAUAUAAGUAGGUUCACCUUUUAUAGUAUUAUGUAGCCAUCAGCUUAUGGUAUGUUUAUAAUGUUGGCAAAAGAUAAAAAAAAGCAUCUCCUUUUGUGCUCUGUGGCUCCUGCAUGUAUGUGCUCUCUCUAAUUAUACGUUUUGAUUGACCAAGAGUCAUAAUUAGGAUCAUAUCUCUGCAAAUAA